This is a messenger RNA of Peronospora matthiolae, 1848 nucleotides long. The record is from the annotation of a GenBank genome assembly. Lineage: Eukaryota; Oomycota; Peronosporomycetes; Peronosporales; Peronosporaceae.
AUGACUGAUUAUAUCCGCACCAUUUGGCAAACAUCCGCCUCCAGUACCAUGCCCCCCUCACCUCGUGCUACUACUUCAGUUACUUCAGCGUCUUCCCACCCACCGUCACCGCCCCACAGCUCCACCAUGGCUACAUUCGACCGACCCACGUCCGCCAGGAUCAAGCUCGAGCCACCGGCGUCCCCCCUGCCGCACGUCAUGGACAGCCCCGCGACUCAAGCCCAGCGUCUCGCCCGUGGGCACACGCGCCGCGACAAGCGCAAGCCGCUGGACGCCCUCGAGACGUCGUCGCUCCUGAGCAAGCGGCUCAAGACCGAAGCGCCGCUCUUGGACGCCAGUGGCGAGGAGCGACUGCGGGCCAUGGAAGCGCAGCUCGAGCACUUGGACCCCGAGUCGAAGGAAGCCAAGAAGAAGCGCCGCUUGAUCCGCAAUCGCAUGUCGGCGCAGCUCCAUCGCGAGCGGAAAAAGGCCUACGUGGGUCAAUUGGAGGACCAGUUGCAAGCGAAAGAGCAUCAGCUGAAGGCGCUGCAGGAGCAAAUGGCUGCGAUGGCCGUGGAGAGUGAACACCUCAAGCAGCAGCUCGUGGGACGGCACGAACAGCAGUGUCAGCUGCGCCACCAGCGUGUCCAGGAAGGGCAUUUCGACCAAGUGCCGGUGAAACUGGAGCCGCUCGUGCUGGAGCAGCCCGUGGUCGUGGUGCCUGAUGCCUCGCCGGCUGUGGAUUGGGCAGCUUGUCUUGAUGAUAUGGACGAAGGGAUGGUCGGGGAAGAUCUGCUGUGUGACUUGGACGAGUCGCCGCUGGUUGCGUACGGACUUGGAGCUAGUCGAGAGGAGGAUCCGGCCACUGCUAGUGUCGCAGCUGCUCUGGCUGAGGAGCAGAUGCGGCAAAAAGCGCAGGCUUUGACGCAGUCGCACAAUUGCGAGAUGCAUGCGGCCAAGAAGAAUCUGGCCAUGAUGAUGGCCAUGAUGUUCUCGGUCACGUUCUGUGGACAGAGCGAGCCAAUGGCUAAUGUCACGAGUGGCAGCAACUUUUCGUCCAUGUUCCAUGCGGUGCCGGUGAAGGAGUUGUCGCAGAUGAGCAUUGCGUCACGCAUUGUCGCGUGUCUGGAGAAGACGUCGUGGGAGGACUUUCAAGAUGUGUCGUCCUGGACAGCGUCAGCUGCGAGUGCGGCUGCGGCUGCGGUCGUCGCCGUGUCAGGCGACAAGAGGUCGCGCUCGCCGGCUUCUCGGAAGCCCGCGAACUCGCCAUCGGCGGCGUCGGACGUGACGGACUCGGGAUCGUGUGAUUCCCCCAAGGAGUCGACUGAUGCGGAUAUGAGCUUCGACACGGACUUGAUUGAGGAGUUCGUCUACCCAGUGGACGAGCCGUUUGCACCAGCGCUCGCUGACACCAACUGGUUUGGUGCUGACAGUGAAGAGUUUGGCCAGAGUGACGUCGAGGGCGACGUCAAGCGUGGCUCGGAGUCCAAGACGACGCUGAAGCCCGUGUCGAUGACCUCGCGUCUCUAUGAGAAGCUGACGAAGCUUUGGAACGAGAACAACCAAGUGCUCCUCACGGUGCUGAACGGCAAGAACGAGGUGACUCGGCGUUCAGUCGCUGACAUGAGCGUGAUCCGCAAGAGCAUAUCAACGGGUGCUUUGUUCCCUACGACGGCUACGGCUGCGACAGUCGCUGCGUCGAACGACAAGUUGCUGGAGAAGAACGACCAAUCGGUCACGUUUCUCUAUCCGCUGAGCGCGUUCUCGGAGGACCAGCGAUCGGCUGCUUUCCCGAGAAGCGCUGCUUCAGAUCAAGUAUUCCUGGAGGUGUCGUGCCAGAUCAACGGUGCGGCGAGCUCUGUGCUAUAG